Molecule: messenger RNA, 1626 nt
Organism: Tinamus guttatus (white-throated tinamou)
Lineage: Eukaryota; Metazoa; Chordata; Aves; Tinamiformes; Tinamidae
Source: RefSeq, a predicted model, not a curated record
AAGCGGCCAGCUUGACGUCCGGGAGCUGAUCUCUCUCUACCCCUUCCUGUUGCCUCCUUCCUCUUCAUUUAUACGGUCUCAUCCCCCUCUGCACGAGUACGCGGACCUAAACCAGCUGACCCAAGGCGACCAGGAGAAGAUGACCAAGUGCAAACGAUUCCUCAUGAGCUACUUAAACGAAGUCCGCAGCACUGACGUUGCUAAUGGCUACAAGGAGGACAUUGACACGGCUUUGCUGAAGCUGUAUGCAGAGGCAAAUCACGAAAGCCUUCUGGACCUGCUGGUUUCUGAGAAUUUUUGCCUUUUAACAGAUAGUGCUGUCUGGCUGGAAAAACACAAAAAGUAUUUUGCCCUUGGUCUCCUGUAUCAUUACAAUGGUCAGGAUGCUGCAGCACUUCAGUUAUGGGUGAAAAUAGUUAAUGGAGACAUUCAAGACUCUACACGGUCAGAUCUCUAUGAAUACGUAGUGGACUUCCUCACGUUCUGCUCGGACCACGAUCUCGUGUGGAAGUACUCUGAGUGGGUUUUACAGAAAAACGAAGAGGUUGGAGUACAGAUUUUCACUAAACGGCCUUUGGAAGAGCAGGAAAAAAACAACAUUAAUCCAGAUGAUAUCAUCAGUUGCCUUAACAAAUACCCUAAGUCACUUGUUAGAUAUCUAGAACAUUUAGUAUUGGAAAGAAAAAUAGAGAAGGAGAAGUACCAUACCCACCUAGCUGUCUUGUAUCUGGAAGCAAUACUUCACUUGAAAUCUGUGGCAACAGAUAAUUGUACAGAAACAAUUGAAUUGCUGUCUAAACUGCGCAGCCUUCUUCAAAAAUCUGAUCUCUAUAGAAUUCACUUUAUUUUGGAUAAAAUCCAGGGCACCGAUCUUCACAUGGAAAGCGCCAUCUUGUACGGGAAGCUCGAAGAGCACGAGAAGGCUUUGCACAUCCUGGUGCACGAGCUGAAGGACUUCCGUGCCGCCGAGGAGUACUGCGUGUGGAGCUCGGAGCGCAGGGGGCGGCGCUACCGGCAGCGGCUCUUCCACAUGCUGCUCGGGGCCUACCUGGGCGGCGACAUGGCGGACGGCGCCCUCGUGGCGCCUGCCGUGGACCUCCUCAACGGCCGCGCCACCGAGUUCGACGCCGCGCUGGUCUUGCAGCUGGUGCCCGAGAGCUGGUCCGUGCAGCUGCUCUCGCCCUUCCUGGCCGGAGCCAUGAGGCAGAGCGUCCACACGAGGAGAAUGACCCGCGUUGCGCUGGGCUUGGCGCAGGCCGAAAACUUGAUCUACAAAUACGAGAAGGUUAAACAAAAAGGAACUCCAAUUUUUCUGUCGGAUAAGAAGGUCUGUCAGGUGUGCCAAAAACCUUUCUGCGAGCCUGUGUUUGUGAGAGACCCACAUGGGGGCAUGGUCCACACGCACUGUGCUGCAAACAGACAUCUGAAUUCAAACAUGACUCCCCACUCUUCCAGCUCCAGCAAUCAGACUUGAAACACGUUCCAGGUCCCACACGUUCCUGUGACUUUUUACCACAUUGGAAGUGGGCUGGAAAAAGAACGAAGUGCAGCUACUCUAGGUAUCAAUCAAGGCAAAGGUAGCCCCUGGGUUAACGGGAAGACUUUAGCAAAUACGAAAUACGGCCA